This is a messenger RNA of Beta vulgaris subsp. vulgaris (sugar beet), 1283 nucleotides long. Its product is annotated as 1-aminocyclopropane-1-carboxylate oxidase homolog 1. The transcript has 3 exons. The record is from RefSeq and is a predicted model, not a curated record. Lineage: Eukaryota; Viridiplantae; Streptophyta; Magnoliopsida; Caryophyllales; Amaranthaceae. Bases 1 to 1134 code for a protein of 377 amino acids.
AUGAGCAGCCAGAUUACCAUGAAUGAAACACAAACUAGUACUAAUGAUCGAAUCAACAAUCUCAAGGCUUUCGACGAAGAAAAAACUGGGGUGAAAGGGCUAGUAGAUGCAGGAUCAACAAGCAUUCCUAACAUCUUUGUUAGACCACUCGAGGAUCGUACUAAGGAUUUGAGCACUAGUCCUGAUAAUAUUAGUGUGCCCAUCAUAGAUUUUGCUCAUGUUGGUCAAAAUAUAGAUCAAACUGCAGAAAUUGUGAAAGAAAUCAUGAUGGCAUCAAAGAAAUGGGGGUUUUUUCAAGUGGUAAAUCAUGGGAUUCCUUUGGAAGUUUUGGAAAACAUGAUUGAAGUUACUAGGAUGUUUCAUGAACAUGAUGUUGAGUCUAAGAAGAAGCUUUAUAGCCGCGAUUUCCAGUCUAAGAGGGUGACAUAUUUUUCCAGCCAUGACUUGUAUAAUUCGAAAGCUGCUGAUUGGAGGGAUACUCUGUAUGUCACCACUCUGUUUACUGCUGGUGAAGUUGAUCCUCAAGAGCUGCCAACAAUUUGCAAGGAUGUGAUACCGGAGUAUGUAAAUCACAUCCUUGAAUUAGGUGAUCGCAUACUUAUGUUGCUAUCAAUGGGUCUUGGACUCGAGCCAAACUAUCUUGGAGAUUUGGAAUGUAGUCGUGGUUGGGCACUAGCAUGCCAUUACUACCCACCAUGUCCGGAGCCACAACUAACACUCGGAACUAGUGGACAUGCUGAUGUCUCAUUUAUAACAAUACUUUUGCAAGAUCAAAUUGGAGGCCUCCAAGUUCUUCAUGAAAACCAAUGGGUUAACAUUGAGCCUAUUAGUGGCGCGUUGAUUGUUAACAUUGGAAAUGCACUUCAGAUCAUAUCUAAUGACAUGCUGAAAAGCAUCUACCACAUAGUAAUUGCGAAGAGUGUUGGACCAAGGAUUUCUAUUCCACUCUUUAUCAAUGGUUAUUUCAAAUCUAAGAAGAUAUAUGGUCCAAUUAAGGAGCUAACAUCAGUAGAAAAUCCGCCUAUAUACAGGGAAUUUACGAUUGAAAAACUCCUCACUUACUUCUACUCCAAAUCCCUCGACGAUCUUGGAAUCGAUCAUUUUAAACUUCAGCCUUAUAAAGAUGGGAACUAAUUUUACGAAGUACAAGAAAUUAAAUGGUGUUACUUACAAUAUCUGUAUGCUAUAUAUAAUUGAUGUAUUGCAUAAUAAUAAACAAACUUAUUGUUAGAUUUUGCUGCAUAUACCUCUUGUAUUGUAUCAUUGUAAUGCAUCAAAGUGUG